AAGAAAUGCUUCUUUAGUUAUAGUUUGCCAUAUUGUUAGAUAUUCACCUAGCUCUCGGUGUUGUGCGAGUUAAAGACGUACUUCCUCGCAGGUUGAUUAAAAGAGAGAAAGUACAAAACACUAAUCCUUCAAACAUAAAUGACAAAAGGUGUUUCUAGUUUUUCUUCAUCGAAAGUGUUUCUUCGGCUUGUUCUCGUUCUCGACACAACCUCUUCUCCUUCUCCGGAGAUUGAUCUGCGAAAAAGAUACCUUAAAUGGCCGCUAUGGAUCCGAGAAAUAAUGGUUACGUUGCUCCGCUAAAUGAGCAGGAGAGAGAUGAAGAUAUUGAAGUUGGUGAGGUGGUAGAGGUUCAAGAUAACCAAAGUGUGGCAUCUCUCAAGUCCAACGAUUCUGACCUUAAGAAGAAGACUAAUGAUGAUGAUACAAAGGAGAAAGGUGGCUGGACUAACGCACUCAUUUUGCUAGGAAAUCAAGGACUAGCGACACUAGCCUUCUUUGGUGUGGGAGUGAACCUUGUACUCUUCCUAACGCGUGUUAUGGGACAAGGCAAUGCAGAAGCUGCAAACAAUGUAAGCAAGUGGACAGGAACAGUAUACAUGUUUUCACUUGUGGGUGCAUUUCUCAGCGACUCUUAUUGGGGUCGUUACUUGACAUGCACUAUCUUCCAAAUCAUCUUCGUCCUUGGUGUGAGCCUCCUCUCUUUCACUUCUUGGUUUUUCUUGAUCAAACCUAAAGGUUGUGGCGAUGGAAACUUUACAUGCGACCCUCCGUCUUCCCUCGGCGUUGGUAUCUUUUAUUUAUCCGUUUAUCUCGUAGCGUUUGGAUACGGUGGUCACCAGCCAACGCUGGCUACUUUCGGUGCAGACCAGUUUGGUGAAAAUGAUAAAACCUCCAAAGCUGCGUUUUUCAGCUACUUCUACUUUGCACUCAACGUUGGAUCUCUCUUUUCGAACACAAUCCUUGUUUACUUUGAGGAUAAAGGGUUGUGGACUUUAGGGUUUUUGGUGUCACUAGGCGCUGCCAUUAUCGCAUUGGCAGCCUUUCUCGGCCCUACAAAACGUUAUCGUUACGUCAAGCCUUGUGGGAACCCUUUACCACGCGUGGCGCAGGUGUUCGUGGCUACUGCUCGGAAGUGGAGUGUUGUUAGGCCUGCAAACCACCAGGAGUUGUAUGAAGUUGAAGGUCCUGAAUCUGCCAUUAAAGGAAGUAGAAAGAUAUUUCACAGUUCCAAGUUUCUCUUCUUGGAUAGAGCAGCAGUUAUAACAGAUGAUGACAGGAGCGGGACAAGGAACAACGCAUGGAGGUUAUGCAGUGUAACACAAGUAGAAGAAGCAAAAUGUGUGAUGAAGAUGCUCCCUAUAUGGCUAUGCACUAUAAUCUACUCAGUGAUCUUCACACAAAUGGCAUCAUUGUUCGUUGAGCAAGGUGACGUGAUGAAUGCAUCCAUCGGCAAAUUCCACAUCCCCGCGGCGAGCAUGUCAGUCUUCGACAUAUGCAGCGUCCUAAUAUCAACAGGAAUCUACCGCCACGUUAUAUUCCCAUACGUGAGGCCCACGGAACUUAUGCGGAUGGGUAUAGGUCUAAUCAUAGGGAUAAUGGCAAUGGUGGCCGCAGGAUUAACAGAGAUCCAACGGCUUAGACGUGUCGUCCCUGGUCAAGCGGAGAGUGACCUCACCAUUCUAUGGCAAAUACCUCAGUACGUUCUUGUGGGAGCGAGUGAGGUGUUCAUGUACGUUGGACAGUUAGAGUUCUUCAACGGACAGUCACCAGAUGGGUUAAAGAACUUAGGAAGCUCGUUGUGCAUGGCUUCGAUGGCGUUAGGUAACUACGUGAGUAGUAUGAUGGUGAAUAUUGUUAUGGCUAUAACCGCGAGAGGUAAGAGCCAUGGGUGGAUACCUGAAGAUCUAAAUGAAGGUCAUAUGGAUCGGUUUUAUUUUCUGAUUGCGGUAUUAGCUGCUAUUGAUUUCGUGUUUUAUUUGGUGUUUGCGAAGUGGUACCAACCCAUAAGCCAUGAUGAAGAUAGCAUCAAGGGAACUGGUGUGAAGAGGAAGGCUAUCUCAGAGUUGGACCAAGUUUAAAUUUUAUUUUCUAUUUAGUUUUUUAGCUACAAGUCA
Molecule: messenger RNA, 2114 nt
Organism: Brassica oleracea var. oleracea
Lineage: Eukaryota; Viridiplantae; Streptophyta; Magnoliopsida; Brassicales; Brassicaceae
Product: protein NRT1/ PTR FAMILY 7.1
Exons: 5
Coding region: 255-2078 (607 amino acids)
Biological process (GO): transmembrane transport
Cellular component (GO): membrane
Molecular function (GO): transmembrane transporter activity
Source: RefSeq, a predicted model, not a curated record